AUGGCCACUAUAGUGCUUUUCUCACUUCUAUUCACCUGCCUGAAUGUCAUCACUCAUGGGCAAGAAAUGCCUUUCAGAAAUACAACCAACAGGAAUUUUAUUACAGAAAAUCUAAAGCCAAGCAGAACUUUGUCUUCAAACCCAUCAAGACCUACUGCAAUUCUGCUAUACACAAAUGGAUAUCAAAAUCUAAGCAAGAGACCCUCUGAGAAAGCACCUGGGUCUUCAACUCCUCCACUGUGUGUUAAGCAAACAGAGAUACAACAUGCCUUCAAAUACAUCAAUUCUGUGGUCUCCUGCAUGAUCUUUGUGGUGGGAAUCAUUGGCAAUUGCACACUACUCCGAAUCAUCUACAAGAACAAAUGCAUGAGAAAUGGGCCAAAUGUCUUGAUUGCUAGUCUAGCACUUGGAGAUCUGCUCUACAUCCUCAUAGACAUCCCAGUUACUGUUUACAAGCUGCUGGCAGUAGACUGGCCUUUUGGAGUGGAAGUAUGCAAAUUUGUACCAUUUAUUCAGAAGGCAUCUGUUGGCAUCACAGUCCUCAGUCUUUGUGCACUGAGCAUUGACAGGUACCGAGCAGUGGCCUCUUGGAGUCGUAUCCAGGGCAUUGGCAUUCCCUUAAAAAAAGCCUUAGAAGUGACAGCUAUUUGGCUGGUUUCUGUUGUCUUAGCAAUUCCAGAAGCUAUAGGGUUCAAUAUGGUUUCAAUUAAGUAUCGCGGAGAAGAACUCAAAGUGUGUCUGCUUCACCUAUCCCAGCCAUCAGAAUUCAUGGAUUUUUACAAGAAUGUGAAAGAUUGGUGGCUCUUUGGCUUUUACUUCUGCCUGCCUCUGGCUUGCACUGGUAUAUUCUACACUCUCAUGACUUGUGAAAUGCUGAGUAGAAGGAAUGGGAUGCGAAUUGCUCUCAACGAUCAUAUAAAGCAGCGACGUGAGGUGGCCAAGACUGUCUUCUGUCUGGUGGUUAUCUUUGCCAUGUGUUGGCUCCCACUGCAUUUAAGCAGAAUCUUGAAAAAAACUAUUUAUGAUGAACAAGAUCCCAAUAGAUGUGAACUACUCAGUUUUCUCCUAGUUCUAGAUUAUAUUGGGAUUAAUAUGGCAUCUCUAAACUCCUGCAUAAAUCCAGUGGCAUUAUACUUUGUCAGUCAAAAGUUCAAGAACUGCUUCAAGUCCUGCUUGUGCUGUUGGUGUCAACAGUCGACUCUGAGUAGAUCAAUGGAAGAGAAAAUGGCUGUAGUCAAAUGGAAAGCUACCAGCCAUGCAAAUGGUCUGGAUCGGAGCAGUUCACGCUUCAGUAACAAAUAUAGCUCAUCCUGAACUUUUCUGUAGUUAAAAGAAGGAAAUUCUCCACUGCCAUAUAAACAGUUUCAUACCUGUAUAUAAAAGGUAUCAUAUUUUGUAAAUUCUAAAGCAUGAGUCUGCCUGUAUAUUGACAGCCUUUGGAUGUUUGGAGUAAUGAUUAAAAACACAAAUCAGCUUUUUGUCUACAAUAUUUCACUGUAAAAGUGUA
Messenger RNA from Hypanus sabinus (Atlantic stingray), 1507 nucleotides. RefSeq names its product endothelin receptor type B-like. Gene Ontology annotation, biological process: vasoconstriction; enteric nervous system development; regulation of blood pressure. The coding region runs from base 1 to 1314 and encodes 437 amino acids. The transcript has 7 exons. The record is from RefSeq and is a predicted model, not a curated record. Gene Ontology annotation, cellular component: membrane. Gene Ontology annotation, molecular function: endothelin receptor activity. Lineage: Eukaryota; Metazoa; Chordata; Chondrichthyes; Myliobatiformes; Dasyatidae.